Ilyonectria robusta is the source of this 564-nucleotide messenger RNA. RefSeq lists its product as uncharacterized. The record is from RefSeq and is a predicted model, not a curated record. Lineage: Eukaryota; Fungi; Ascomycota; Sordariomycetes; Hypocreales; Nectriaceae. The transcript has a single exon. Bases 127 to 531 code for a protein of 134 amino acids.
CAUGGGCGGGAGAAAGGGUACAAUAGUAAAACUGUGUGAGCCUCGUGAACUUUGCCGCCUCUGUGUUCGAGAGUCAUGAGUGAUGGUGUGUUGUGAGACCUGGAGGGGCACGUAAAUCGUGAAUAAAUGAGCUGGGACUGUGGCUUCGACGACUCCUUCUUUUUGUCUUCCUUGGCGACUCCCGUGUCGCCGAGGCAUGUAAAUCCCUGUCAAGUUGUACUCUCAUCUCACACCUUCUUCGCUCUAGCUCGUAGUUCAGCCCCCGGUCGGUCGCACUGGGGCUGGACGUUCUGGGUACCGUGGUCUGUCAUACAUACCGCCGCCUCUUUUGAUCCUGGCUGCGCGCCGUCCUCGGGGGACGGACAAUAUUCGCAUGGGUCCAUUAAGCGACGAAUGAACUCUCAUUCGAAGUUGGACGCUUGUGACAGAGGCAAUUCUUGUCCCCUCACUGGUGGCGGGGUGUCCAAGCGAAACACUGAUUUGAUCCGAUGUCGUCGCUUCUCCAGGCAUGUCUCCAGCCCAUGUCGUUGAUCACUAUUCGAAACAGCCGAGCUUCUUAUUGCU